CGCUCCCCUUCCGGCCGGCGCACGAUACCUACCGCACGCACUCACUCUUCUCCUCCUCACUUAGGGUACGAAAGGAUAAUAGAACAAAAUUGCUCAUUCUCUCACCCAACUCUGGCUGCAAAGAGCGACCCCAUGGUCCGAAAUGAGUCGCUGACGCCCCCCGUGGCUUCGGAGGAUGAUGGGGCAGAGCGUUGUCCCGUAGAGGAGGUGGCCCUGGUUGUGCCAGAGACCGAUAAUCCGUCGAUGCCAGUGAUGACAUUCCGGGCGUGGUUCCUCGGCUUAACUUGCUGCGUCCUGCUCAUCUUUCUCAAUACCUUCUUCACUUUUCGCACGCAGCCGCUUACAAUCUCGGCGAUCUUGAUGCAGAUUGCAGCACUUCCCCUCGGUCGGUUCAUGGCCGGGGUGCUGCCAAGAAAAGAGGUGAGGGUCUUUAGGGGCUGGAGUUUUAAUCUGAAUCCUGGACCGUUUAACAUCAAGGAGCACGUAAUCAUUACCAUAUUUGCCAACUGCGGGGUCUCCAUUGGUGGAGGAGACGCCUAUUCCAUUGGGGCUGUCGCAGUGAUGAAGGUCUACUACAAGCAGACUUUGAGUUUCUUAUGCGGCCUCAUUAUUGUGCUAACUACACAGAUACUAGGUUAUGGUUGGGCUGGAAUGCUAAGGAGGUAUUUAGUAGAUCCAGCAGAAAUGUGGUGGCCUUCAAAUCUUGCUCAAGUUUCCCUUUUCAGAGCUCUCCACGAGAGGAAUUUAUCAUCUAAAGGGUUGACAAGGAUGCAGUUCUUCUUCAUAUUCUUAACGGCAAGUUUUGCCUACUUCACUCUACCUGGAUACCUUUUCCCUAUCCUGACAUUCUUCUCUUGGAUCUGUUGGAUCUGGCCUCACAGCAUCACAGCUCAACAGAUAGGGUCAGGCUAUCAUGGACUUGGUGUUGGAGCAUUUACUCUUGAUUGGGCUGGUAUCUCUGCAUACCAUGGUAGCCCUUUGGUCGCCCCAUGGUUUUCUAUUCUAAAUACAGCUGUUGGUUUCAUCAUGUUCAUCUACAUAAUAAUGCCUCUUUGUUACUGGAGUUUCAACACCUUCGAUGCAAGGAAGUUUCCCAUAUUCUCAAACCAGCUAUUUACUUCCAAGGGACAGAAGUAUGACACAACCAAGAUUCUGACGCCCUCAUUUGAGCUCAAUGAAGCCGCUUACAAUAACUACGGGAAACUCUAUCUCAGUCCUCUUUUUGCAAUCUCUAUAGGUUCAGGUUUUCUUCGGUUUACUGCAACAUUAACCCACGUGCUCUUAUUCAAUGGCAGAGAUAUCUGGAGGCAGAGCAAGUCUGCAGUGAAUUCAGCGAAGCUGGACAUACAUGCGAAGCUGAUGAAUAACUAUAAACAGGUUCCUCAGUGGUGGUUCCUUGUUCUUCUAGCAGGAAGCAUAGGGCUAUCUCUGUUAGUGUCAUUUGUAUGGAAGGAGGAGGUACAGCUGCCUUGGUGGGGCAUGCUCUUUGCUUUCGGGUUGGCAUGGGUUGUCACUCUACCAGUUGGAGUUAUCCAAGCAACCACAAAUCAGCAACCUGGGUAUGAUAUCAUAGCACAGUUCAUGAUUGGGUAUGUCCUCCCGGGAAAGCCCAUUGCAAACUUGCUCUUUAAGAUAUAUGGUAGAAUCAGCACGAUCCAUGCCCUUUCUUUCCUGUCUGACCUCAAGCUCGGGCAUUACAUGAAAAUCCCACCAAGGUGCAUGUACACUGCACAGCUUGUUGGAACUGUUGUUGCUGGAAUCGUCAACAUUGCAGUAGCGUGGUGGAUGAUUAAAAGCAUCGAGAACAUAUGCGAUGUUGAUGCCUUGCAUCCCAGUAGCCCAUGGACAUGCCCCAAAUAUCGUGUCACAUUUGACGCUUCAGUCAUCUGGGGCCUGAUAGGCCCUGCUCGACUCUUCGGCCACAAUGGAAUGUACCGCAACUUGGUGUGGCUGUUCCUAGUUGGUGCGCUGCUACCAGUGCCGGUGUGGUUAUUCAGCAAGAUGUUUCCAGAAAAGAAGUGGAUACCUUUGAUAAAUAUACCAGUCAUCUCUUAUGGAUUUGCUGGAAUGCCUCCAGCCACACCCACAAACAUAGCUAGCUGGCUCGUCACAGGAACAAUAUUCAAUUAUUUUGUCUUCCGUUACAGGAAGAAUUGGUGGCAAAAAUACAACUACGUGCUAUCAGCAGCCUUGGAUGCGGGCACGGCCUUCAUGGGUGUGCUUCUCUUCUUUGCUCUUCAAAAUGAAAAUAGAAAUCUGAAAUGGUGGGGAACGGAGAUUGACCAUUGUCCAUUGGCAUCCUGCCCUACCGAACCUGGAAUUGUUGUUAAGGGAUGUCCUGUUUUCUAAUUCUCAUGAUUCAACUACAUGCAUGCCUUUGAGAUUAUAUUUACAAAGACUUUUGAUGAUAAGAGGAGAAGAAUGGUAUCCUUUCUUCGUCAUGUGAUAGGAUUUUGGAGCUUGAAGCAAUGUCUUCAAACUAAGUCAAUGUACACAAAUAACUCCUUAUUUUACCCAACCACGUUAAUUGGCUUGUGAUUAAAGAUAUUACUAUUUGAAAGAACUUCCGUUAGGGGUAAAUGCGGUA
Messenger RNA from Phalaenopsis equestris, 2587 nucleotides. RefSeq names its product oligopeptide transporter 3-like. Lineage: Eukaryota; Viridiplantae; Streptophyta; Magnoliopsida; Asparagales; Orchidaceae. Gene Ontology annotation, biological process: transmembrane transport. Gene Ontology annotation, molecular function: oligopeptide transmembrane transporter activity. The record is from RefSeq and is a predicted model, not a curated record. Bases 133 to 2349 code for a protein of 738 amino acids. The transcript has 6 exons.